Messenger RNA from Paramecium tetraurelia, 2922 nucleotides. RefSeq lists its product as uncharacterized. NCBI's taxonomy places the organism in Eukaryota, Ciliophora, Oligohymenophorea, Peniculida, Parameciidae. The transcript has 9 exons. Gene Ontology annotation, molecular function: cysteine-type deubiquitinase activity. Gene Ontology annotation, biological process: protein deubiquitination. The record is from RefSeq and is a predicted model, not a curated record.
AUGAGUGUGUCUUAAUAGGUUGCAGAUAAACUUAAAAGACAAGCCCUAGAUUUCUAAGUACUUAUGGAUUCUUUUCAAAAGAGGUUUCAAUAAGAUCAAAAUAAUCAAUUUUAUAUUUUAAGCGUGAAAUGGCUAAAUUUAUGGAAGGAAUAUGUUUCAUAUGAAGAAUUAUUGGCAAACAAGAACCCAAGCAGAAACUUUGGAAAACUAAAUAUGGAUCUAAUAAACUUAGAUUUAGAGGAUAAAGUUGAAAGGUGCCUUAAAUAUUAUCCAAUAAAUACCCAUCCUUGGAAUACAUUCAUGAAAGAGAAUCUCUAAGAAAACAUUGAUUAUAUUAUAGUAGAUAAGGACAUUUGGUAAUUCUUCACAACAUAUUAUCAUGGCACACCAAUUGUGAGAAUGUCAAAUGGAACAGGAAUAGAGAAAACAGUCGCUGUAAAUCUAUUAAAAUUUAAAAGUACUUUGCUUUACCCUUCAGUAAUCAGGCAGAUUGCUAUGGAUAGGGUUCAGAAAUAAACAUUUGAGAAAUUGAAUUUACAAGUCGAUCGAAGUAUGAAACUGAAAGACUACUACAAUUUACUCCAAAAGACUGUUCCCACAUUCACAGGUAACUUCGCAAAAGAUGACAACGUCAGAAUAUGGAGAUAUCAUUCAGAUUAGAAGGAUAUUCAGAAAGCAUUAUUUGCAGAUAUUCAAAAGCAAGUAGCCAGUUUGGAGAUGAAUGAUGAAAUGAGUUUUGAUUUCAAUGGCGAUUAUAUCCAUUAUUCAAUAUACGAAACUAUUGAAGAUGUAGGCAUCCUAGAUAAUCAUUUGAUUAUUAUAGAAUUUAAAGAUGAGAUUAAACCUUGGUGUAUUCGUAAUAAAGCAGUUUAGGUAGAAGGAAAGUGUGAGAAUUGUUAAAUACUCAAAAUUCUAAAUCACCCAUGGUGUAAUGCAAAAGCUAAAGAUUACAACAACCACAGUAUGAGAUGCGAGAAAUUUGGAUCUGAUGAUGACACUAUCAAAGGUUUGACUUAACAGCCAAACUCUAUUGCAGGAUUGGCUGGUUUGAGUAAUUUAGGAAAUACUUGUUUUAUGAAUAGUGGAACGCAAUGUAUAUCGAACACUGUCCCAUUAACGGAGUACUUUUUGAGUAAUUAAUAUUUUGAUGAAAUUAAUAUGGAUAAUCCUAUAGGAACUAAGGGUUAAUUAGUCAAAAGGGUGGGAUCUCUAUUAAAAAAGUUAUGGUAUGGAGAAAAGUCAGUUGUAACACCAACCAAUUAUAAAAAAGCUGUGGGCUAAUUUUAACCUAUGUUCAAAGGAUACCAUUAACAUGAUUCAUCUGAAUUGAUCACUUUUGUUUUGGAUGGCAUUCAUGAGGAUUUGAAUAGAGUGAAAAAGAAACCAUAUGUUGAAACAAAGGAUAGUGAUGGAAGAACAGAUUUUGUUGUUGCCAAGGAAAGUUGGAUAAAUCAUUUGGCCAGAAAUUAAUCUAUCAUUGUUGAUUUGAUGUAUGGAUAAUACAAAUCUACUUUAAAAUGUCCAAAAUGCGCUAGGUUGUCUAUCACAUUUGAUCCUUACUUGAUGGUGUAAUUGGGAAUUCCAAGUUAGAAGAAAAGAACGAUUUCUUUUAAAUAUUUUGAUUCCUUCUUCAAUUCAACUUUUAAGGUUAUUCCAUUUGAUAAAAACAAGAAUUUAACUUUGAAGGAAUAUUAUCAAGUUUUAGGAGAGGAAUUGAAUGAUAAACCAUAAAACUUAUUUGCUUAUAUAGCUAAUUAAUACACUUCUUUUGAACUAUUAAAGGAAAGUAGAUCCAUAGUUGAAAUUAGAAAGAGCGCAAAAAGAUAAUAGUUGUGUUUUAGGACUCUAUCAGAUUAAGAAGCUUAAAUAUAAAAUAAACUUCCUAUUUAAUUUUAAAAUAAAUAUUAAGACUUUUAAAAGAAUUCAUAUUUUUAGAAUGGAGUCUUUAUAUUUGAUGGAUCCAAUACAAGAAAAUAAAUGCAUCUCCAAAUAUUCAAACAUUUGAAACCACUUUUUACUGAUCAUCAAGAUUUAGAUUACGAAACUAAUGUAUUAAAUAAAUACUACAGUCUUUUAUACAAAUCUAACAGCAAUUAUUGGAAUCCCUGUUCUUAUUGUUCCGUUAAGAAUUGCAAUGAUUGCGAAGUGAAAUUUGAUGAUGAACCACUAGAAGAAAUCAAGAAAAAAGUGGUUACUUCUGAUUCUUAAGGUCUUUUUGAAAUUAUUAUAUUAUGGAAAGAAAGCCCUUAUAAAAAUGUCAAACUAGGCGAUAUUUUUGAUCAUUAUCGAAGCUAGAAUAAAUUUCAAAUUGAAUAACCAUAAUAAUAAACAACUCCAUUCCAAAACCAUGGUCAUUCUAAUUAACAUUCUGGUAGUGUUUCUUUAGCAGAUUGCUUGUCAUUCUCUCAAUAACCAGAAUAAUUGAAUUCUGAAAACACUUGGUUUUGUAAAGUCUGUCAAGAACAUGUCUAAGCUUAUAAAAGUAUGCAAAUAUACAAGGCUCCAUAAAUAUUAAUAUUCACUUUGAAACGAUUUAAGGCUUCCAAUAGAAUGUUCAAAUAAAAGCUUGAAACCUUUGUGGACUUCCCAAUUAAUGGACUUGAUAUGACUGAUUAUUUAAUCAAUUCAAAGACACCUUAGGAAUAUGAAAAUGAAACUGAAGAUGACAAUGGAGAAAAUAAUAAAUAAAGAGUUAUUUAUGAUUUGUAUGCUGUAUCAAAUCAUUUUGGAGGUCUUGGAGGUGGUCAUUAUACUGCUUGUGCUAAAAAUAAAUAUACGAAAAAAUGGUAUAAUUUUGAUGACUCUCAUGUUGGAGAAAUAAGUGAAUAAUAAGUUAUUACAAAAUCAGCUUACGUUCUUUGUUACUAAUUAAGAACCGAUGAAUCAAAGAAUUCUUAAGGACAAACCAUCUAAUAAGAAUGA